AUGUCAAACGCUAAGAAAUCAACCGAGAAGGGCAAAAUGGCGUUUUUUGUUGGUGAGGAAUUUUUGGAGAAACAAGUUUUUGAUGGAAAAGUUAAUGGAAAUUUAAUUUCGUUGUUGUUUUAAAUAAUUAGAAAACGGAAACAUAGUUUGAGAAAUAAAGUGAAUCCAAAGUAUUCAACGAAAAUGUGAUAUUGUAAUUGGAGAAGACAACUUAAAUCUGCACAAGAUUUCGUGGUACACAUAUUGAACGCCCUCAAUAUCAUUUCUCGUACUCCCCUUGAAUAAACAUCCAACAACAAUAGUGUUGCUAUGAUGCACAAGUAGAACUUGUCAAAUGCAGUUUUUGCAGCACAUAUAAUGAAAAUAACAACAACUGAACAAGUGACGAGGCAUAAAAUUGUGGCGAGAAAGGGAAACAUACUAUUGGAAUUGUGAAAAGUGAAAAUCGAUUAAAUAUUAUUUUUUCAUUAAUCAAUCCUUUUCUCUAAUCUAAUCUCUAAUCAAAAAUUAUUGUGAUAACUACAUUUAUAUGUAUAACGUAUGCAACAACAAAAUUUUAUAAUGAUCGCUGCAACAUAUGCUCAUUAUUGCCAUAAAUAUGUGGUUGUAAAGCAUACAUUGAAAGAGUUAGAACAUUAAAAGCCAUAUUAAAACGACAAAUGCAUUUCGCUUCACUGGAGCGUAAAGUUGUAAACGAAUAAUUUUUGUGUUGUCUGCAGCACUGCUAUUAACGCUAGUGCACACUGCAUACUAUUUGACUUGCAACGAGCACGCGAUCAACGCAUCUUUAAACGCCACUCCUAUAGGUGUACAAAUGAGUUUUAAAAAUUCUGUGGAGGGCUUUUAAUAAAUUGGCGCAUUAAAAGUCUUUUGCACCCGACCAUGGAACUGAAAGUUUGGGUGGAGGGUAUUCAACGGAUCGUGUGUGGAGUUACUGUGAACACAACGUGUCAGGAUGUGGUAUUUGCGCUGGCGCAUGCCACUGGAAAAGUAGGCCGCUUUACACUCAUUGAACGUUGGCGCAACAAUGAGCGCUUGCUGGCGCCAAACGAAAAUCCGCUUAAAUUAUUACUGGAAUGGGGUGAAUACGCCAAUGAUGUGCAAUUUAUACUGCAACGUUCGGAAAAUAAACAGCAACAACAGCCAACAACGCAACGUGUAGACAAUUCUGUAGCCAAUAACAACAAUAAUAAUAAUAACAGUAACACUAAUAAUGCAGCUGUGAUGUUGCGAAAGCCUUUAGGCUUAAGCAAUAACAAUAGCAAUAGUCAUAGUAAUAUUAACAACAACAACAAUACUACGAAUAAUAACUACAAUCCACAUCAAGGGAAGUCAUCACAUUUGAACAAUCUGGAUACAAAUUUAAAUAUAUCACCAAACCUUGAUAAACCGCGUGAAUUGAAGAAAAAGAGUUUUGGGCACGAUGCAAAACAUAUUGAAAAUAUUGGUAUUGUCAAAGGUAUACCACAACGUCACAAUAACAGUAGUGACAAUAAUGACAACAAUAGUAAUAAUAAUUUACAUAAACAACAACGAAAUGCGUCUGUACCAAAUUCUUCACCCACUAACACAAUUUCGUCACACCUUGCACCCAUCUCACGUUCUCCCACUACAUUGACUGACAAUAAUAACUCGUCAGCCUUACCUCAGCUAAUCCCUCGCCACGAAAAAUCUCAUUCAAAUCCCACUGAAAUGCCCCGAAACCAUGCUCAUGCAUUUACCGAUGGUGCUGGAUUUUUUCAUGACUCACAGCAGAGAAACAAUGACGGCAACAACAAUAACAACAGCAAUAAUAUAUAUCAACAAAUCGGUGCUCAGAACAGCAAGUCAAUCAACGAAAUUAAUUUGGCUGUUGUGCGUGAGUCGCUGGAUCGCCGCAUAGCCACCAACAGCCCGGACGUGCUGUAUGCCACACCGCAUAGCAACAACUUCAAUAACAACAAUAGCAGUAAUAGUUGUAGCAGUAGUAGCAGUGAAAAUCUCCUUGACAUCUACAAUGGCAAUGUGAAUCGCAGCGGUGGCGUUGGUGGUGAUAUGCCACCGGAUUUGCUGUACAAAAAUGCGCCAACAAUUUCGGCAAACGGCGCACUAGUGCCACCACCUUACCGCGAUCCGCCACCACCACGCAAUAGCCCGUUACAAUUGCAGCAGCAACAGCAACAACAAUUCCAAACACAACAAUUUGUAGCGAGUGGCAUGAGCAAUGCAGCUGUGAACACUUUUACACAAGAUUACAACAAUGCAAGCGAUUAUGAUGUGGACUUUCAGCGCUUAGCUGGAAAUGGCAACGGUAGUAGUGGAGGUGGUGGUGGUAGUAGCGGCAGUUUGGGUAGUAUUGAGGAGAGCGAGAGCAUUUUCCAGGCGACACAGUAUAAUGAUUUAUUGCAGCUGAUCAAAUUUCAACGCGAAAAAAUAUCUGCGCAACAACUGGAAUUGAGUAAAUAUGAUGCCGAAAUAGUUUAUUUGGAAAAUAAAGAGCGGGAUCAAGCGCAAGAGCUUGAAGCGAUUUCGCGUGAAAUCACGAAAGCCGAUCAAAUAUUUCGUCAGGGCAGUGAGCAAUUACAAACACUACAGUAUGUGGAGGAAGAGAAUGAGCUGGUGAAACAGCAGGAGAAAACAUUAAAAUCCGAGAUUGCUUUAUUACGUUCGAAAUUGGCCAAUUGCGAAACUGAAUUGCUACAGUGCAAAAAUAAGAUACGCCUGUUGAUGAACGAUAUUGAGGUGGAGCAACGCAGCAAUGCCACCAAACAGAAAGCAAAUAGGCAAAAUGUUGAGCGCGAUUUUCUCAUGGAGAUGGAGCGCAUACAAAGCGAAAUCGAUCAGGCUAUACACAACACAGACACGUCUAAUAAAACUGCGGAGAAUUUGAAAAAAGAAAUACUAUUAAUUGAAAAUGCGAUCACAGAAAAGAAACGACAAGUGGAGCAAUUGGUGAAUGAGAUGAAGGAAGUGAAUCUGCAAAGUCUUACCGUUACAACAUCUGAUGAGAUUAAACAUUUUUUGGAAGGUUCCAAUAAACCCGGUAGCAGUCGUCGUAUAAUCGGCUCACCAAGGCAAUUAGAAAAUGCAGUGCCGACCAGCAAGAAUCCACAUGGCGUUUGGGUAUAAUUUUUGCACAGAAUAUUAAUAUGAAAGAAGACAGUUACUAAUCUGUUUGGAAUAUGCUCUUAAAAAGCGUUUUACAUAUCGCAUACAAACCGGAUUGAUACAUUCAAAUAGUGUAUUAUGCAAAAAUGCAAACGUUUAUUAUUAUAUCAAUCUCUUAAAACUACUAAUAUCAGAAAUUUACACAAAUUGUUGAACGCUUACAUAAACUAUAAAUACAUAUAAAAUAUUUAUUAGUACUAAUGGUCACAAAAACAAAAUAAAAUAUAUUUCUGUAGCACACAAGCGCGAAAUUGACGUCAACGAACAAAUAUAUAAAAUUCCACAUAUCCAGCAAAUAACAUAAACACGAACACAAACACAUUUACACAUAACUAAUUAGUUGAAAUUAUAAUAUAAUAUAUUCAUAUACAUAUGUAUGUAUGUACUUAAGCUUAAAAAGUAGCAAUAUUUUGUUAUAAGACAAAUUUUGAUGUGCAACAAAUGCUCACACUCAAAGAUCUCUACUGAAACUUAAAAUGUUACAAAACUCUUAUAAGUGAUUUAUUUUGAAAAUCGAAAUUGACACAUUAAACCCCUUACAGGCAUACAUAUACGCCAGGAAGUACGUAUAUGUAUGUAUAUGUUAAUAUAUGCUACAUAUCAAAUUCAAUACAAAUGCAUUAGGGUGUCCAUCAGUUUCUGCCCAAAAAAAUAUUUAGUGUACAUAUGCAGGGUCUUCAUUUUCAAUUUGAAAGGUUAUUUCUUGAUAUUGUGCAUAUUGAAAAAAAUCUACAAUUUUGAAAAAAUUAAAUUCUAAUUUUUUUUUGUUUAAAAGUUAUGCGUAGUUAAAGUCAUACAUCAAAUGUACUGAUCAUUUAUACAAGUGAUUUAGACAUCUUUUGUUGCUCAUACGACAUGGUGUACCUACAUACAGUAUACCGUAUGAUGCAUAAUUUCAACCGCGUAUAAGUUUUGAAGUAGUGUUUUUAUAAAAAAAAAAAGUUAUUGAAACAUUUUUUGUAGAGCGCGGAAAAUUAUAUUUUUUAAAUUUUUAAAUUUAUUGCAAAAGUUCAAAAAACCGCGAAUUCUAUUGAAAAUAAAGUGCUUGCUUGCGUUGGAUAAUAUUUUGUUUGGGCAAAAACUGAAGCUUCAGGGGCGUGUGAGAACAAAAAUUUAACUAACUUGGCGGAAAUAACGGACACACGCUAUUAUACAUUCCAAUUUUACUACAUUUUAUAUAAAUUAGCGAUAUUAUUGCGCUGCCGUGCGCCCUUAGAAAGUCAAGCAACAUUUUCUUGUAUAUUUUUAAUACUUGUUUUUAUAGUUUUUAAACAUAUAAUUGCAAUCCUUAAGGCAUAUUAGUUAAAUAAACACACUACAGAGUGCAAAUUUACCACCAACAACAGAAAAAUAUAAUAAAAUAAAAUAACAAAAAAAAA
This is a messenger RNA of Bactrocera dorsalis (oriental fruit fly), 4526 nucleotides long. RefSeq lists its product as uncharacterized. The coding region runs from base 883 to 3108 and encodes 741 amino acids. Lineage: Eukaryota; Metazoa; Arthropoda; Insecta; Diptera; Tephritidae. The record is from RefSeq and is a predicted model, not a curated record. Gene Ontology annotation, biological process: signal transduction. The transcript is spliced from 8 exons.